This is a messenger RNA of Dermacentor silvarum, 10250 nucleotides long. RefSeq names its product E3 ubiquitin-protein ligase UBR2-like (gene Ubr1). NCBI's taxonomy places the organism in Eukaryota, Metazoa, Arthropoda, Arachnida, Ixodida, Ixodidae. Gene Ontology annotation, molecular function: zinc ion binding; ubiquitin protein ligase activity. The record is from RefSeq and is a predicted model, not a curated record. Gene Ontology annotation, cellular component: cytoplasm; ubiquitin ligase complex. Gene Ontology annotation, biological process: protein ubiquitination; ubiquitin-dependent protein catabolic process via the N-end rule pathway.
CCGCCAUCUGGCGUCAUUUUUGAGCAGUGUCUCGUUUUCGUCUGUUUCUGCUCCCAGCUCGACAACACGAAACCUUAGGUAUUUGCGCUCAUCUCGGUCCGUUUCGUGGGGCUGCGGUGGGGGACGCACGUGGCACCCCAUGAGCUUCAAGCCCCGGGACCUCCUGCAGGCCAGCUGAGAGCGACAAAGCAGAGAGGAUCUCAGACAUGGCCAUCCAGCUUUCUGCGGACUAGUCCCGUAGACGCAGCCUACUGCCCUUCACCACUGCCUCAACAUGGAAGGCGAGGACACGGGCCUCGCGCAGGCCUCGCUGCGUGUGGGCGAAGAGGCCGACGUGCGCAGCCCCUACAUGUCUGAAGUGGACGCGGCGGUGGCUGGCUGGCUGAAGGCCCACGAGUGUGGCGCCCUGACGCCCGAGGUGUUGCGUGCUUUCUGGGCGACGCACGUGCCUCCACUGCUGAGCCCGCCCCUCAACUGCCGCCCGCUGCAGCUGGCCUACGACGAGGCAACACUACGCAAGACGCUGCUCGACUCGCUCGAGAGGUUUGUCUGCGGGACCUCAGAUCCGCGGGGCUACUUUGAGGAGCUGCGUCGGAUGGAGUCGCCCCCGACAUUGUGUGGCCGAGUGUUCAAGUCCGGCGAGCCCACGUACUCCUGCCGAGACUGCGGUCUUGACCCUACCUGUGUCCUCUGUGUCGACUGCUUCAAAAGCAGCGAGCACAAGAACCACAAGUACAAGAUGAGCAUGAGCUGCGGUGGCGGCUACUGCGACUGCGGUGACCUUGAGGCCUGGCGGUCGUCCCCGUUCUGCGAGACCCAUGGGCGUGCUGUCAAGCAGCAGGAGGAGGGCCGGGAUGGGGAUGAGCCCAAUCCCCUGGACCGGCUCCCUCCGGACCUGGUGAGCCGCGUGGAGCUUGUGCUGCGGGCGGUGCUGCUCUACUGCCACCAGAUGCUCACGUGGGGCAAGUCCACCGAACUUCCUCCGGACCUCGCCCUGACGCCUCUGCCGGGACUGCCCGACACCUACGUCACCAUGCUGUUCAACGAUGAGACGCACACCUACGAACAGGUGAUCCAGACCCUGAACAGGGCCAUCGAGUGCUCACACCGAGAGGCCAUCGAGUACGCAACCAUGGUGGACCGUGAGGGCCGCAGCGUGGUCCGAAGCUCAACGUUCAGUGAUUGCCUGCAGGUGAAGCAGCACAUUGAGCGGAUCACGUCCCGGCACGGCAGUCGGCCCCUGCGGGUGCUGGUGAUGCACUCGUCGGUGGUGGCGCACCAGUCGUUCGCCAUGCGCCUGCUUGGCUGGCUGCAGGGCUUCCUUGCACAGUGCCAGGCGUUUCGUCUGAUCCUGAGUGACGUGAUGAUGGCGCCGACGCCCGAGGAAGGCUUCGCGCUGGUGCGGUGCAUCAUGCGCUCCGAUGCGCACCUCUGGAAGACGGCGCGUGCCCAGUGGCACCAGAUUCUCAUUGGGGGCAUGCUCAUGGAUGCCCGGUGCAAGCAGGACUUUGCCCGGGCCUUCACGCGCGACUACCCCGACCUGCUCAAGGAGUUUGUGGCCGACGACCACGAGCAUCCGGUCUCCAUCACCUCGCUGUCGGUGCAGAUCUUCACUGUGCCCACGUUGGCGCACCUGCUCGUUGCCGAGGAGAAUGCGAUUGUUGUCCUGCUCAGGGCGUUCUUGUCAGAGUGCGAGAAGCACCGCAACACGGAGGGGCGGCUAGCCUUCGAGCGGAACCAUGCCAACGUGGCCUUCCGGCGGGCCCAGUUCGUCCUGUACGACCUGCGCUACAUCCUCUCGGUGCCCCCUGACGUGUGGACCGACAAGCUGCGGAAGGGUUUCCUCUACGGCGUGACGUCUCUGCUCAGCCUGCUCACCUGGAUGCAGGGGAUGGACUCGGUCGUCCGCCAGGUGGGCCAGCACGUCGAGUUUGAGGCCGAGUGGGAGACGGGCAUCAACAUCCAGCUCAAGCUGGCGCCCGUCGUUGCCCUGGCCCUGGAGUGGUGCUCGCGUGACCGCGAGGUGGCCAUCAAGGCCCUGCGCAAGGCCCUGCGAGCGCUUGAGGGGGUCCAGGGUCACAUGACGGCCGUCGGCCGUGAGCUGGCUGACCACUCGGCCUCGUGCGUCGACUAUGACGUGUCCACGGGUCCCGUCUCCAUCCACCUGCCCCUGUCGCGCUUCGUGGCGGGUCUCCUCCUCUGCCUGGAUCGGUUUGGCUUGGGCUACGACUCUCACGAGUUCCAGUUCCGAGGCAAGCCUACGCCCGAGCAGCUCAUGGAGCUCCCGCUGCGGACACAGGUGAUGGUGGCCCAGUUCCGGGCGGGUAUGUGGCGUCGGAAUGGCUACUCCCUGCUCAACCAGAUUUACUUCUACCACAACGUGCGCCUUAGGAAUGAGACAUACGACCGUGACAUCACCCUCCUGCAGUGGAACUCCUCCUUCUCUCGGCCGCAGGUGCUGAACCUGGUGCUGGAGCGCUCGACCAGCCCCAGCACGGGUGCAUUCUCGGAGACCCAACUGGAGAAGACGCUGCACCUGAUCGGGGUGGCACUGCACGAGGAACAGCGGCUGCGGGACAAGGGGGUGCCCAUGGCCGACUCGUUCUUCGCCUUCACCUCCCGGGCCACACAAGGAGGGCUGGCUGCCGCCCUCGAAAAGUGUGCCUCCUCGCCUCGUGCGCCCAGCCAGAAGCCCCUGCUGGACCACACGCUCCGGCACUUCAAGAGAGUCCGCGACGGCCCUUCCGAAACCGCCUCGACCCCCAUGGAGGUCGAGGACUCCUCCGGCAGUGCCAGGUCCGACGGAGGCGGCGGCGGGGGAGGCAGCGGUCGCAACGCGGCCGCGGCCGCAGCCCGGCGUGCCCGCAUCAUGGCCCAGAUGUCGGCCAUGCAGAAGAACUUCAUCCGCGAGUACUCGGACCUCUUCAAGGAGGCCACCGAGACGGAGGUGGCGUCGGCCGCGGCCCCCGAGGUGGUGCGGCACACGUGCAUCCUGUGCCGCGAAGACGAGGAGCUGUCGUUGAGCGGCCGCACCCUGGUGCUGUCCGUGCUGGUGCAGCGAUCCACCGUGCUCUCCAAGGAUCGGUCACAGCUGCCACUGCCCCCACCGUCCUCAGGCGGGGAGGACGAGGACGAGUCCCAGUCCAAGAAGGAGGGUUCGAACCCCCUGGACGAGGAAGACCCCACUUGUGCCUUCGGGGACCUGCGCUAUGGCCCCCAUGCCAGCACCUGCGGCCACGUCAUGCACGCCCGCUGCUGGCAGAAGUUCUUCGAGUCGGUCGUCACCAAGGAGCGACGGCGGCCGGCCAGGUAUGGCCGGCACAUCAGCUUCAACGUGGAGAAGCGCGAGUUCCUCUGUCCACUGUGCGAGUGCCUGAGCAACGCGGUGGUGCCCCUGCUGCCACCGGUGUCGGCGCUGGUGCCUUCAGAGUGCCUUGAACGGGCUGCCCAGGUUCAGGCCCUUGGCCCCGACCCAGGCUUUGAGGCAUGGCUGCGGGGUGCCCGCCUGGCCCUGGAGCGAGCCACCCUGCUGCGUCGGGAGGGUCCCUCCAGCGAGGACAAGAUGCACCCGCGACUGCUGCCUCCGCCCCUGAAGGAGGUGCUGGAGGCGAUUCCUCCCGAAGCAGCCAGCCACCUGUCCCGCCUGUACGCCUGCUACAAGGAGCCCGCGGGCGCCAACGCAAAUGGUGCCGGCAACGGCGCAGAGGGUGCCGGUGGCCUGCAGUUCCCCGGCACCUUGUCUGAAAUGCUCAAGCUUUUCUGCCAGGCCUGCUACAUGGUGGGCCUGGAUGCGCACCCCAACGUGGACGACGACCGGGUGCCCGCCCAGGUGUGGUGGUCGUGCGCCUACACCAUCCACGGGGCCGAGUGGCUGCUGCGGGGCAAGCCCCUGCUGGGGGACCUGUCAGCGCGGCGCUUGCACUGCCUCGAGGCCCUCGUCCGCACUGCGGCCGCCUCGCUGCGCGUCUCGCCCCCCGAGGCCGUGUCCAGCCACUGCCUGCGACUGCUGGGCAGGGUGUUUGCUGUGGCCAGCCCGCCCGGUACAUGCCCCAACAGUUCUCAAGACGGCGAUCCUGCAACAUCACCAUCUGCAAGUUCUCAACCUGCCACCGACAUGGGGACGGCAGCAGCACCGUUCUGUGCCGAAUCUUCCAAAGAUCCAGUGACAUCGACCAUGUGCCUGGCGCAGGACAUCCUAGGCACGGCAGGCUUGUCGCCGUCUGAACCCAGCCUGCCUCCAUCAGUGGCCAUGACUCUGAAGACGGCUUCCAGUGGGUCUGUGCUGGACAUAGACGCAUUUGGACUGCUGGUGGCGCUGUGCCUGUCGGCACCGUCGUUGUUUGCCAACACUGCACCCCUGCCCCUAGGGGGCGCCCUAGACGGUCACGUCCUGCGGCUAGUCCUUGCCCUUCACCUGGUACAGGUGAUCCUAACGGUGGAGCCGCAUGAGGAGAAGAUGGAUACGGACUCUCCAUCACCUGUUGAGGAGCAGCACAAAUCUUCCGAGUCCGACUUGAGGUUACUGGACUUCUGCAGGGAAGUGCUCUCUGCUGCUGGAAUGACACCGCAAAAUCUGUCAGCGUUAGGUGCACCAUUUGUGGAGGCGGUGCACGAGGGCCUGCGCCCGUUCCUGCGGUGCAGUGCUAUUUUCCUGCACUUCCUGAGUAGCCGGCCACCCCCCGAUGCCUUGUGCCUGGCCGGUGGCGACACCUGGGGGGCGCUUUGCGAGUUCCUGUCUGUGCCGACCGACCUGUCCAGUGUCCUGGCACCCCCACUGCUGCGGCAGCUGGCGAUAGGGUGGGCAUCACAUCCGCAGGUGCGUGUGCAACUACGCUCCCCGCGUCUCCUGCGGCACCCCGUGCAGCCCAACCGGCUGGUGGAGCUGCCCAGUGACUUCAGCGAGCUUAUCAACGAGGCGUCUCUCUUCCGCUGCCCCAACUCGGACGGGGACGACUCGCGGUCGCCCACCCUGUGCCUCAUCUGCGGCCGCAUCCUCUGCUCUCAGAGCUACUGCUGCCAAGUGGAGGUGGGUGGGGACCGGCUAGGUGCAUGCAACCUGCACGUCACCACCUGCGGUGCAGGCACGGGGCUCUUUCUCCGAGUGCGGGACUGCAAGGUGCUACUCCUGGUGGGUCGCACCAAAGGUUGCUACCUUCCGCCCCCAUACGUUGACGAAUACGGCGAGACCGACGCAGGCCUGAUGCGCGGCAACCCAUUGCACCUGUGUCCACGGCGCUACGAGCAGCUGCAGCACCUGUGGCUCUCGCACGGCAUACCUGAGCAGGUGGCGCACGCUCUUGAGCAGUCAACAGGUCUUUCGUCAACGAACUGGGCCCUCAUGUGAAUCUACAAAAGUGGUGGCGCAGUGCCGGUGCCGUGUGAAGGAUGUCUGUAAGAAUAGGAAAUGUGCUUGUGCGAGCUUGUAGCCACAUUGGAACUGAAUUCGUGAAUUCCUGCCGAGUGGUGCCCCACAUCACUGCCCUGUGCGAACACAUUGUUCUCUGCGUGGGCAGGGAUGUGGUUCGUGGCCCUGCACUCCUCCAGUGUGUGCGGAGCAGGGUCAUGUGCACUUGGAUGUCUCGUCUGGUGGUUAUUGCCCGCGUGCAGCCAUGUUGCACGAACAAAGCCUGAACGGAGCCCGCUAUGUACCGAUGUCGUGGCAAGCUCGGAGAGAGUGAGAGUUGCCCUCGGCACUUGGACGUCUCGUUUGUCCGAGUGGUCUCUUUGUACUAAGACUGGUAAACAAGGUUCCCAAUUUCCCCUGGGACUUCUUUGAUGCGAGACUGAUCCUGUGAAAAAUGUGAGCGGGUACUUGAGUGCCAUUCAGGACUUUCUACAGUUGUGUUGGGUCCUUUUGCCUGGAGGAAGUGCAUGCUUUGUUGGAAUAAGGGACAGACUGCUCGUGGUGGAAAGGUGAGAACACGGGGUGUUCGCCCUGAUGUGCGCUACGCAAGACGGGCCCUUGUGCUGGAAAGCAAACAGUUCAGUUAUUCCUGCAGCUGGGCUGUUGGUGUGGAAGGUAACUAAACGCAAGAGCAUCUUUGUAAAUGAGAGCAAUGCGGGAGGGGCAUGCUUUUACUGGCGAUGGUGCCUGUGCUAGUUAAUGAGCCAUGAGUUCUAAGGCCUCAACUUUUGGCAGCCCUUGAAGAAGUAAUAGAAAGCCCCAGUGCCUAGAAAAAUCCAGGAAACUACUGCAUUUAGACAAUUCGCUACCAGAACAAUUGCCUUUUCAGGUGGGCUUGUGUAGAGCAUGGCAUUGCUGUUCAGCAUGAUGCCCACACAGUGCUACAAGCUGCUUGGUGAUGCCGGCCACAAGUUUUGAUGUCUUGAGUAGGACAGCUAAUUCAGUGCUGCUUUAAUAGCCAGCUCCUUGCUUGUUCAGCGGAGUUGACAUCACCAUUUUUUGUUCUCCUGGCUAGUGGCGGCUGGAAGGCAGCUGCGUAAAAGUAAGCAUCUACCAGCUCUCGAAGCACUGGUGGCAAGGUCAAUAGGCCAUGCGAGGGAAUGACUUCAAACACUUAUUCGGGCAGUUGUGCCUGAGUGUUCCGGUGUGCCACUUGUUUUAGUGGUUGCUCUUUAGUUUUGCUGAUGUGGCUGCAGGUGUCCCAGAAAGGCUUUAUUUUGUUGUAUCAGAAUAGGUUGGCAAAAAAUGAAUGUGCCCCAUGCACGAAGCAGCAGGCAGGGCCUGCUGGUUAGAAUAUGGUUAGGCCUUUAUGGAUAAAAUAUAACUUUCGGUUGAACGUGCCUAGCAGCGUCUUGGGGCUGAAGUGACCUACAUAGCUGCCACUUGUAACAGAGCGGGUAAGCUGGCAUGUGGUUUGGUUGGCCUUUCGUGUAUUGGGUUUCGUUUCUUGGUUUGGUGUUGCAUCUCGAGUUUUCAGUCAAAACACUCGAAUGUGCAGCAAUUUUGCCGAGAAUAAUCCUUGCGUUGUAUUGGUAAAUUGUCAUCUUCGCAAUCACAUUUACAACAAUUUAGUAGGUUGUAUAAAAUGCUACAGGACAGGAAGUUCUGUCAACCAUUUUUGUAAUUGUAGGAUUCGGUAUGUAUCUUAACUGUUCAUGGAGAGCUCAAGAUUCCUGCAGUACCGCCCCUUCUAGUUAUGUUGUCAGUUAUAUAUAUCAGCGGAAGUGAUGAUGUUUGUUUGUAGUAAGGCUUUUGAACGAUGUGCAGUUCACUGCUAUUUAAAGAUGCCGCUCAUAUUUUAAUUGUCCUGAGUUUGUUGCAUAAUGUGAUGGGAAUAACAGGAAGUUUUGUGGUUCAUUGAAUCGCAUUGCAGAUGCUAUAACCAUGUGGCAGAAUAAAUUCAGCAGUAUUAUUGAAUACGCUAAAAUUCGGUUUAUUAUGUGGCUAAGGUGAUGCAAGGCAGUAAUGCAUGUUGGAGUUUUCCUUUAUGUGUACUGUAUCUCCAGCAGCUGCACUUACCUUUUCAGAAACUGGUAAUGUUUUAUUCCACUUUAUUGAAAUGUGUGCUCACAUAAUGCUCCUGGUUGAAAUGGUUUCAUUCGUAGCAUAGCACACUUGUGAUGUGGUAUCUUCUCUCAUUUACUCUAGUGUGUUCUUGUUUUCGAAGUCAUUUUGAAUAUAUAUAUAUAUAUAUAUUUCAAAUUUUCCUAACUUUGAGGUGAUCAGUGCUUUUCUAUAUGCUCUGAACAACUUCCGGUGCUCAAAAUUUGUACAGUUUUUUUUUUAUUGUGGUUUUGAAUGCUCACUUUUACCUUUUUGGUUGAAGGGCCUGAGGUGACCAGCCGUUAGGGAGUUUCAGAAAUAGGCAUCCUAAACUUUGGGAGUGCAAUUAGUGAGUUUUAGGUUCUGUGCAGCCAAAGUUAUGGAAUGGAAACCACCGGGUGUACAAAAUAUAACGCAAAAAAGUAAGAAUGCAAAAAGAGUAUAAAAGAACACAAGCAGGCCAUGGGGUGUUGGGUAGGCAAGGCUGCCUGGGGGCACUAUUUUUAAAUCUUCCUAUUGGCUUGGUGUACAAAAGAAUGCAAGAAGUACAAAGGAGCUUAAAAUGUGUACAAAGAAAUUGGGGGUUUCUGGGUAUGCAAGGCAACUGUUUCUAAAACUCCAUUAUUUGGGCUUGGCAGUUGUUGCCUUAUAAGACAUGGGUUAGUUCUCAAAACAUUCGAACAGGCUUGCUGCAAUAACGAAUCUCAUGAAUUUUGAAAGAAUUGCUUGAACAGUGGCUUGGCAGACUGGUUCGGGCAGAAAAAAACUCUUAUGUGGAUCGAUUUUGAUGCCGUGAGGCAAAUUACUUCUUAGUCUUUGCCCAUGCAUUGAAAAGCUGCGAUUUGGAACAUCUUUGUAAAAGUUGACCCUCAGUUGAGGAUGCUGUACCUUCAUUGUGAGGUGGUUAAUAAACGAACACUAAAUGGAAAUAUUAAGUCGAGCUAGAUUUCGAGAUAAGGCUUCUGGUAAUAACAAACAAAUUUGUCAUUCCUAGCAACAACGGAGCUUUCGUGAGCGAGAAAAUGAUGAAAAUGGAAAAUUGGAGUGGUGACACUUGUUGUAGACUAUAAUAGCUCUCCUGCGACAUUAGCACCGACUGAUUCAUGGAGAGCGCUAUUGAGGGAGGUCACGUGGAGGUGACGUCAACUCGUCCGUCUUGGCGCGGGCGGCUCAAGUUGAGGACCAGCAACGGGACCUUCGGUAGCAAUAUUUUACGCACUGAAGUGAAAUAUUGGCACACAAGCCGACUACAGUGGAAUCUCGUUGAUAGGAUUCUGCAUAAUACAUUUUUUUUUCCCCCGAUAAUACGAUUUGGUUGGAUAAUACGUUGGAUUAUACGAUUUUCGGAUGGUACGCUUUAUUUUCCGGUUCCCGUGAGGAUCAUAUCGACAAGAUUCCACUGUGUAGACUUCUGGACAAAGAAUCUAUUGAUCUAGCUUGGCUUAAUAUUUUCAUAUAGUGUCCCUUCUUCAUUCAUUCUAUUAGCUGUAAUGGAUCUCAAGCUGGCCCAUGUUCUAAAUGAGCUCAAUGUAGGUAAUUUAGGCAACUAAUAAAAUAAGCCUGUCCUACUGUUAUGCAAGGGCAGUUUUGAAGAUAACGAAAGGUUAUCUGGAGUUCUGGGUAAUUUCAAGUCAAAAAGUCCUCAUUGAAAGCCAUAACCUGCAUGUGUUUCUUGCUGAAGUGCUGUGGAACAGCGAGCACAUGCACGUAGAGGCAGACUGGACAAGUAUUGUGGUUUUCAUGCAUCUUGAUUGCAUUAGGUGACUUGGAUAGAUAGGUUGCAGAGUGUAUUUUUCUUUUUUGCUUUAGACACAUUGCACUUAAAAUUUUAGGUUCUGAUGAUGUUCAUUGUGUUCAUUACCAGGCGUUCUUGUAUUGUUUCGGGCACCUUUUAGCGACAUUGUCUUGCAGUGUGCGCUGAUCUCGUGUAUGAAGUGCCCAGGCAGGUACAUUUGUCUUUCUGAGGCUAACCGUAAGCCUGUGAGUUUGUCACAGCAUAAAAAUUUGUCUUUUAUUCAUAAUGUGAAACUUUAUUUCAUUGAUCACUACUGUGUGUUCUUAGGAUCGGUUAUACACCUUUUGUUGUGUAAUUUUGUUACGUGAAAGUGCAUUUAUUUGGGACUGAAUUUCUAGUACUUUCUUCUAUAUCGGGAAUGCUACACGCAUUGUCCUUCUAAUUGGAAAGUACUUAGUAAAGAUAGAAAAUGCACACAAUUACUGCUGUGUGACAGGAUUACUCACAGUAGGGGGCUAAAAAUUUAAGGGUGCAUCUCAACUCAGUGUCACACCUUUUCACCAGGCCAAGCCAUGUAGGCUUGCAAGGGCCCACUUGCACAGCCUGUCUGAUCAGCUGCUGUGAAUUUCCUAGAAUGCCACUAUGAGAUGUCGCACGACUCCUGGAUAGACAUCUGAGAACGUUCAUAUCAAAGUGUUUUUUUUUCUUUGCUCUACGCCGUUCACUCCUGCCAGCAUUGCAAAUUCUCAAGAAAAGGCAAAUGAGAGAAAGGCUCUGUUGCAUACGUGUCGAGUUGAGGGUGUGCCACCUUGUUUGUCUUGCUCUCUCUGGAAGCACCUCAGUUCACUUUGUUUGCGUGUACAGACCGGGUGGUGUGCAGCGGACAGGUCUUGGGUGGGAAGGUGGCCCGUUUUUAAUUCUUUGUGUGCCUUGAGGGAUGUUGGAGCACACUCGCUGUGAACAUACGUGCUUGUGAUCACUGUUUGCAUGGAUGCUUUUAUUUUCCGUGCGUCCAGGACGGUGUGAGCGACUUUGGUCGCAUUUAAUAAAAGAAUGCUAUGUUUGGGA